AUGCAAUCGAGACAGCAGGUUAGAAGUGACCUUUUGAAGGCCUUUCAAAGCUACACUCCUCGUGCAGAUAUCUCCUCCACACCCCAGCCCUCUUCGACGCCUCAUCUGCCGAGCAAUCCUGGCACGCCGAAUCAUCAGGCUAAUAUCAACAUGGAAAGCAACGGAAGCCAGAAAAACAGCCAGAAGUCACCAGCGUCAAUAGCCAAACCACCCCCAAAGACUCGUAAAAGACUCCGUACCCCUGUCUUCGAGAGUAGUAGCUCAGGUUGCAGCGAAUCAAGCGAAGAAGACCGGAAUCUCAGAGAGAAGCGUCCUCGUCGUGCUGCGGCUGAUAAGACAGGAGACUGUCUUAAGAAACAGACCGAGUAUAUCAUGUCAGGCAUGAACUCGGAUAUCAACGGUGCACAUAUAGACACUCUGUUUGUGGAGAUGGAGAACAGCCAGAAGAGCGAUCAGCAAGCUCCCGUCGUUGAAGCCAAACGUGUUGAACCCCCGGUACAAAUGGUGUCUCAGAAUGGCAAAAUUUCAGGACAGAGCCACGGCAAUGGAGCCUCAGCACAAGGCCAGGGCAAUGGAGUCUCAACACAGAGCCAUGGUAAUGCAGCUUCUAUGCCUGCACGGCCAAUUCAGGAGACAUCCAUGCCCGCAACACAGCCGAGCCAAGUUAUCGCCUUGCCUGAUAACGGUUCUAAGGUUUUGGCCACUGAAAACAGCCUAGAGAAAGUUGUCGAGAGUAUUGCAUCUACAAACCAGCGCAUGACAAGCUAUCUCACGCGGAAGAACAGCGCCUUUCUAAAUGACUUCCCCGCCAACGCACAGCUAUUCUUCGAAGCUAGGCUUGCAGAGAUCACACAGGAAGCCAUUACCAUGCAUCAAGUGAAGAUCGAUGCUCUGAAGGCGGAAUACAUUGAGAAGCUGCAGAAGGAUAUGAGCGAGUGCCAGAGGAUGAUCGACAUGCUGCGACAGAACCAGUGA
Talaromyces proteolyticus is the source of this 975-nucleotide messenger RNA. RefSeq lists its product as uncharacterized. NCBI's taxonomy places the organism in Eukaryota, Fungi, Ascomycota, Eurotiomycetes, Eurotiales, Trichocomaceae. The transcript is spliced from 3 exons. Bases 1 to 975 code for a protein of 324 amino acids. The record is from RefSeq and is a predicted model, not a curated record.